GAUUUGCCGGCACAUUGUGAGAGAAGGAAUUGGCACUGCGCCGUCGCACCUGUGAGAAAGAAGUUGUAAAAUGAGCGCGGGUUUAAGCUUGGAGAAAACAUCAUCUUUCAAGGAGAAACUGAGAUCUGAACCCCAGUUCUUACUGGCCCAAAAUGUGGCAACAUGUAUCGAUCCACUUGAAGUGUGUCUGCAGAGGCAGACUGUGCAGGACACCAUACAUGUUUUCCAGCACACCAUCCCCGCCGAGGGUAAACCAGUUACCAACCAAAAGAACUCGGGAAGAUGCUGGAUAUUUUCCUGUCUGAAUGUAAUGCGACUUCCUUUUAUGAAAAAGUUUAACAUUGAAGAAUUUGAAUUCAGCCAGUCUUACCUGUUUUUCUGGGACAAGGUGGAACGCUGUUAUUAUUUCCUUAAUGCUUUUGUUGAAACUGUGCGUAUGAAUGAACCCAUUGAUGGAAGGCUUAUGCAGUUCCUACUGUCCAAUCCUUGCAAUGAUGGAGGGCAAUGGGACAUGCUGGUAAAUCUGAUUGAAAAAUAUGGUGUUAUACCGAAGAAAUGUUUCCCCGAAUCACAUACCGCAGAAGCUACUCGAAGAAUGAAUGACAUUCUCAACCACAAGAUGAGAGAAUAUUGCCUGCGUUUAAGAAACAUGGUUACAAGUUCCUGUACAAAGGAUGAAAUUGCCACAGCUUUGGACACUAUGAUAGAGGAGGUAUACAGAGUGGUCAGCAUAUGCUUGGGGAGCCCUCCUGAUGUUAUAACUUGGGAGUAUCGAGACAAGGAGAAAAACUUUUGCAAGAUUGGACCUAUAACACCCCAGGAUUUUUACAAGUGCCAUGUUAAACCUAUUUACAAUGUGGAAGAUAAGAUAUGCCUUGUAAAUGAUCCUAGACCACAGCACCAAUAUGGAAAAUUAUACACAGUGCAGUUCCUGGGGAAUAUGGUGGGAGGCCAGAGAACUUUGUACAAUAACCAGCCGGUUGACAUGUUAAAAAAGCUGGUUGCGCUGUCUAUUAAAGAUGGAGAGGCAGUGUGGUUCGGCUGUGAUGUUGGAAAACAUUUCCAUGGCAAGUUGGGCAUCAAUGACUUGAAUAUAUUUGACCACGAGCUGGUGUUUGGCUUGUCUGUAAAGAACCUGAACAAAGCAGAGCGGCUAAUAUAUGGAGAUUCACAAAUGACGCAUGCCAUGGCCCUUACAGCUGUCACAGAGAAGUUAGGUCAAGAUGGAGAAUAUGAGAAAUGGCGAGUGGAAAACUCAUGGGGAGAUGAUCGGGGAAAUAAAGGUUACCUAAUCAUGACAGAUGACUGGUUCAGUGAGUAUGUCUAUGAAAUAGUAGUUGAUAAGAAGCAUGUUCCUGAAGAUGUUCUGGAGGUGCUGAAGCAGGACCCUAUUGUCCUGCCUGCCUGGGAUCCUAUGGGGGCUUUAGCAUAUUGACCAAGUCUCUGCAUUUGUUCCUGAUUUGCUCACUCCACCUUCAAGGCUAUCAUUGUAUUACCCUCUUCCUGAACUGGUGUAGUCCUGGGGAAAAUCCACCUGAAAGAAAAGCUUCAUAUUUUCAUGUGUGAGAAAGAAGAGCUUGCCCUUCAAUGCAUACUUUUAAUUCCACCUUGAAGCCACCUCUCAGGAAGAGUGUUUCUUCAUCUGGAUCAUAGUCAUUUACAGAGAAAAUUUCUCUAGUGCUUCAACCUUCAUGAGCAUAUUUUUACAAAAAUUUUUUACAAUCUUUGUUUUUUCUGUCUAAAGCUACAAAUUUUAUGAUCAUCCAUGUACUGUAAACUGCUUUUACUUAAGGUAUUGAGAAAACUCUUAGACCAUAAAUAAUAUGGCAAAGACACCUGAUAACCAAUAUAAAUAAAUUGGUUUCAUUUUGGUUUUAAUGCUGGAAUCAAGUGAAAUCACCUUCUCAAUUGCCAAACCUGCUGAGGCUUAUAUUAUUGGGAGUAAAAGGUGUUGGGUUUUUUUUUAACUUUAUAGUUAAACAGGGAUGCCUAAGUACAAAUCUAUAUGCUUGAAACAUUUUACUUUACUUAGUUUUUUUAAGUAUAGUAUGGGAAGUGAGAUUAUUUGAUAAGAAAAUGUACCCAAUUCCUUUUUUAUUAUCCAUAUAUUUUACAAGAAAUAGACAUAGCAUUAAGCAUUUUGAUUUGAGGUUUCCUUAUGCCUGCCUCAUGGAAGAGGAAAAUCACCAUAAACUAAAGCAAUGGCUCAAUUUUAAUUUGCGGAAUCUUCCAGAUUCCAGAUACUUGAUCAGAACGCAGUAAUGCCUUUAGUUACUAAUGGCACCUAUAAAAAUAUAAAUAUGCAGUAAUCAUGUGGUAGAGCUCAUAUACCCAAUGAGGUUUGAACAAAUAUUUCGGCAGAGGCAUGAUUCAUAUGAACAGUUCUGAGGUUAUUUGCCUAGGGACAUGUUUACUAACAUUGGAAAUAAAUAUCUGGAGAGAUUUCUGGAGAUGUUACCCAUAGUAACCAAUCGGAUCUUUGCUUUUGUUUUCUAUCUUAAAGAUGGCUGUUUAAAUCUAAUUGCUGAUUGGUUGCCAUGGGCAACAUCUCCAGAAAUCUCUCAAGAUAUUUAUCUCCAACGUUAGUAAACAUACCCCCUAGUCUCUUUAAAAUCUGAGAAAAAGGGUUGUGCCCCUAGACCCAACGAUGAAUUCUAUGCUUAUUGGUUUUUGAAGCCCAUAUUUUGUAUGUUUCAUUUUACUUUCCCAUUCUUUACUUCUGAGUUGUCCCUGGUACUACACUUCAAGAUUCAUGGACCUCUAGAGUAUGAUGGCCCUUCAUGUGAAUAUAUGCUAAGGGUUUUCCAAGUCUAUUUUGUAUAUGUUUUGUUUUACUGUUCCAUUCUUUAAAUCUGGGUUGACCCUGGUAAUAGACUUACAAGGUUCAUGGACCAGCAACUUCCAAACUCUUAGAGUAUGAUGGCCACUCAUAUGAAUAAAUGCUCUGGGUUUUCUAUCUUGUAUAUGUUUCGUUUGACUGUUCCAUUCUUUAUAUAUGGGUUGACUCUGGCAAAGGUUCAUGGACCAGCAAAUUCCAUCCUCAAGAGUUUGAUGGCCUUUAUGGAACCUGGAUAUGUCGUUUGGCUCAAUUGAUCAUAAUGUUUAGAGUCAGCCUUGGAAGAUUUUCUAAUUUUUAUAUCGACUACUUCUUGUUUCUUAAAUAAGUUGUUUGUUAAUGGUUUCAUUUCUCUGAGCAGAGAUGUUAAACUCUUGGAGAUGAAUCCCAUGUGUAUUACCAUCACUGAUUCCAUUCCAUCAUGUCACACCAUCACUAAAACUGUGUGCAAAUGACCAAACAUGCUGACAUUUGGAAUCAAGGAUCAAAAUCAGUAGUAUGUUCUGCUUCCAGAUCUCCCCAAUGCUGGAUAGUACCUUUAACUAUGUAGUUUCAAAGACAAUGAACACGUUUACUUCAGAAAGGUAAAUGAGCUCAUCCAUUUGCCUUUUUAUGUUUCCAUACGUCCAUGCUGGUUUCUUGUAUUAAUAUUUCUUUGACUUGAUGGUGCUUUGAGAUUUUUAAUAAUAAAAAAAACAACAUACAUAAA
Molecule: messenger RNA, 3545 nt
Organism: Xenopus laevis (African clawed frog)
Lineage: Eukaryota; Metazoa; Chordata; Amphibia; Anura; Pipidae
Gene: blmh.S
Product: bleomycin hydrolase S homeolog
Biological process (GO): L-homocysteine catabolic process; proteolysis; response to toxic substance
Cellular component (GO): cytoplasm
Molecular function (GO): cysteine-type aminopeptidase activity; cysteine-type endopeptidase activity; peptidase activity
Source: RefSeq, marked provisional